GCAGGGAUGAACCGUUUGAAGGUAGAGAAAACGCAGGUGUGUUUCCGUGCUGUCUGUUGGAGAAGACCUCUGAGGUUCUGCUUUUCCUCCCCCCCCCCCACAGUGUACAAAUGGUCACCUGAUGUGUGCGGGAUGUUUCAUCCACCUGCUGGCCGAUGCCCGGCUGAAGGAGGAGCAGGCUACCUGUCCCAACUGCCGCUGCGAGAUCAGCAAGAGCCUUUGCUGCCGAAACCUGGCGGUGGAAAAAGCAGUGAGCGAGCUACCCUCGGAGUGUGGCUUCUGCAUGAGGCAGUUCCCUCGUUCUCUUCUGGAGAGACACCAGAAAGAAGAAUGUCAGGACAGGGUGACUCAGUGCAAGUACAAGCGGAUUGGGUGCCCGUGGCAGGGCCCUUACCACGAACUCACCGUCCACGAAGCGGAGUGCACCCACCCCAGCAAGACAGGGAACGAGCUAAUGGAGAUCCUGGAUGAAAUGGACCAAACGCAUAAAAGGGAAAUGCAGCUCUACAACAGCAUCUUCGGCCUGCUCAGCUUCGAGAAGAUCGGUUACACAGAAGUCCAGUUUCGUCCGUACCGGACCGACGACUUCAUCACUCGCCUUUACUACGAAACGCCGAGGUUUACGGUGCUGAACCAGACGUGGGUCUUGAAGGCCCGGGUGAACGACUCGGAGCGCAACCCCAACCUGUCGUGCAAGCGCACCCUCUCCUUCCAGCUCAUCCUGAAGAGCAAAGUCAGCGCGCCCAUGGAGUGCUCCUUCCUGCUGCUCAAGGGUCCCUACGACGACGUGAAGAUCAACCCCGUCAUCUAUCACUUCGCCUUCUCCAACGAGAACAACGAGACGGAGUACAUGCCGCUCCCCAUCAUAGACUCUGUGGAGUGUAACAAACUCCUGGCCGCCAAGAACAUCAACCUGCGUCUGUUUAUAUUCCAGAUACAGAAGUAAGCAUGUAAGCUAACCUGGGAGAGUGACCGAGAGAGAGAGAGAGAAAGAGAAAGCGAGAGAGAAAGAGAGAGAGAGAGAAAGAGAGAGGAAAGGGGAGGCAGAGAUGCACGCACCACUGAACCAGAGUUACCUCGCACGGCUGCCUCGGCCGCGUUCCACUUCCACGAUUAUCCGAUUAUUUUAGCAAAAAGAGGACGUUUUUGCAUGUGGGGCAGGCGACAGUAGUCGCUGCCUUCUUUGACGCUCCCCGUUUGUGCCCCCUCCCCCCCCCCAAAAAAGGCAACCGGGGAGUUAGCUUGAUGCAGGGUACAUAGGAGGCCUGGUUGGGGGGGGGGGUGUCUCAAGGGGAUCUACUAGUCAAUACAUUGUGAAAAGGCCA
Messenger RNA from Notechis scutatus (mainland tiger snake), 1325 nucleotides. Lineage: Eukaryota; Metazoa; Chordata; Lepidosauria; Squamata; Elapidae. The record is from RefSeq and is a predicted model, not a curated record.